CACUGUUGCAUGUAUUUCCGGAAGUAAUUAAAAUUCUAAUCAUCAUUCAGAUCUUCGAAGAAAAUAGUGUUUAUUUUGCUUUUCUUCUUUUACACAGAGAAAGGUCUUUUGAAAUCUGUUCAGCAUGACAGGUCACACGGCUGGCGAUCCAUUAGAGUGCUUCAGCAUCCCACUCGUUCUUGAGAAAGAACCAGAAGUUGAUGGAUUGGGUAAUCCUAUUUCUGGACCAGACGGUAAACAGAAGUACAAAUGUGGGUUCCGUAUUGGCGGGGGUAUUGAUCAGGACAACACAAGGAGUCCUCAGGGAUAUCCAGACAAGGGUGUUUAUGUGACCUACAUACACGAGGGCGGGCCUGCAGAGAGAUGCGGUUUACAGAUUCACGAUAAAAUUCUACAGGUCAAUGGACAUGACUUCACGGUGGUCACCCACAGAAAGGCGGUGGAAUACAUUCAACGAAAACCGGUUUUAAAUAUGUUAGUGUAUCGUAAAGGUGUACCAGCAAUAGCCUCAGGUGAUGGUCAGCCUCAGUUCCAGUCGUACAGUCAGGACAAUUAUUCUAUGCAAUAUCAGCCCAAUGCUAGACUAUCAUAGCUGACUGCAACCACAGAUCGUUAGACAACUGCCAGCAUCUUGUCAUCAGUAGCAGUGUGUAAGGUUUGCUGCUACAGAUCCUGUGUCAGCUAUAUAAACUGACUAGCGAAAUACUUCAGAGAUGAUGGAGAUUAAUAUUCAGUCACUGAGGGCUAAACCCUAUCAUUUAGUGAUUAGAGACUGUAGAUAUACAUAUCAUUGUAGUGACGUUUAGCUUCUGUAUGUAAAUCUCUACGUUACAACAUUUGGGUGUGCAUUUAUAACCUGUAUUUUUUUUUAGUUUUAUUCCGACCAUGUACGCAAUCUGUGUUGUUAAAAUGUGUGCUGAUUAUUUUUCAGAAUGUUGUGGAUUCUGGCACAGUAUCAUUGAAUUUAAUUUUAGAUGAUAAAUUUUAUUUCAUAUAAUGAAAUAGGAUUACAUUGUAUUUGACAGCAAGUAUAUUUUUGGAGAUUGAUUUGUAUCUAGACAUAUGUAUACAUGUUUGUUUGUAAGAUUUUUAUCAUUCAAUUUGAAAAAUUGUCAUUGUUAUAAUUUUUGUGGUUGUAAUUAUUCAAACAGCACUGUAUAGGCACACCGAACUUGUGAAAUAUAUUUUGACAGUCUGCUGUGUGAUAUUUGGGCCUUGGUUUUUCUCCCUUGGAGGUGGACGUCUGACCCGUCUGUUUGAAUUUGUCUAAUAUGAUCACACAGAAUUUGUUCACAGAGAUUAUUGACAGUAUGGAGAAAUCAGGAAUGUAAAACUUGGGUUGUAAUACAUUCUGGGUUGUGUCUAUUGAGCUCUUCGGAUUACAAUAGUACUACAAUGCAUGAUGGCUGUGAUGAACAAUCUGACCUGUCUGUGCAGUAAUGUAGAGUGAAGGUCAGUAUCCUCAUGUUUGUGAUAACAUUACCUGUAUUUUGUAACGUUAAGACCAGAAAACUCGUAUUAUCAAUGUCUGCGUAAAUUUAUCGUAUUGUGUAGAUUUACGCUGCUCCAGUCUUCAUUACAGUACAGAAAUCUGGUCUCAGAUUAAAAAAAAUAGUGAUGUAUACAUUUUGUUUUGUCAGGAAUUUUAAAAUAAUUAUAAAGUCGUCAUGUUUAGGAGGCUUUAGGAGGAUUGAAACUCGUGUAGUGAUUCUGAGUUGUUUUUUUUUUAAAUGUCUCAUGUGGCAUAACCAGCAUAUAUUUAUGCAUUCAUAAAUGACAGGGAUUGGGGUUGGGUGUUUGUGUGAGUUUGGGAGCUGUCGUGCGGCUAUUUUUUGGACAAGGUCUGGUAUAACACGAUUUGCAUUACAUGAGUAUGAUAUGAUCUACAAAUUUUCUUCUCUGUUGUUUUUUCUUCUCUAAAUGAGGUUAAUGUAAACCAGCUUUUAUUUGCAUGUGAGAAAUUUACAUGAGAACUUCAACGGUGCAAAUAUUUCAUGGUGCGAACCAGUCCUUUAAUGUUUCUUGUAUUUAAGAUAAUCUCUGAUGCGAAAAUUAGUAACUACAGACCAGUUCAUCAUUGGUAAAUUGUGAAAAAAAAGUUGUCAUGUAGAAUAACAGGUGUACAAUUUGAAGUUGUUUUGCUUCCUUUGUCAUGGUUGAUCCGAUGGAGAUUUUAUUUUUACUUUGAAUAGACAAUUUUACCGUCAUCUCAUAACCUCCCAAAACUAAUGCAAGACAACUGUUUGAAGCAAGAAGACAUUUGCAUAUAAAAGAACAAUUGUACAAAGAAAAAGUGUACAUAGGUCACAUUUAUGCCAAUUUUAAGGGGAAAUAUACAAAUCACAAACCAUUUAGGUAUGAUAUUUGAUUUAUAAGUCUUAUUGUUUGUGUCUGCUACCUCCUCCCCCCCCCCCCCCCCCCCCCUUUAAUUAUAUCCUACUAAAUGCUACAAAUAAAACUUUACUGAAGGUUAAGAUGAUGGAGGAAAGUUUUGCAGGAUGGAUUUUUAAAAUCUUGACAAACACUAGGCAUCAAUAUAACCAUGACAUCAUUUAGUAUUGUUGCAAAUUCCAUUUUCAUUUUUAACGGGGAUUACAUAAUGUUCUCUUUCCCUUUGUGUAAAUGUCCAACACUGAAUAUAGGUAAAUUUUUGCAGAUAGUUUGUACAUUUUUGUACUCGUACAAUAUUCAGAUUGUGGAAAUAUGUGUAUGAAAGCAAAUUGUAUUCUGGAAAAAUCGCAAAGAAAGUAAUGAUGACAUCUCUACAAGACAGCAUAAUUCAAUAAAUUCAUCUGUGAUUUUUUGUAAAGGGAGUUGCACUGCUAGUCUCAGUUUGGGGACCAUGAUUUUGUAAAAUAUUUUGUGGAAUAUAUUUACUAUGUGAUUGAAAUAAUUUUCAUUGGUACAAAGAGAAAAAGUUAAUAUUGAACAUGUGUGUUGUCAGAAAAGUUAUAUUGAACAUACGUGUUGUCGGAAAAGUUAUAUUGAACAUAUGUGUUGUCUGAAAAAUUAUAUUGAACAUAUAUGUUAUCAAAUUGAUGAGAAUAACUAAUUGGGUUAUGUAACAAGUUGCUCAACUUUAGAAUUAUUGAUUUUUCAGGUGGUUUUUUUUCCACGGAUUAGACAAAAAAUUAAAGAAAUGUGUAUAUGUUUGAAGUGUUAAGUACUACGUCCAUCUCUUUAUUUGAUUUAUUUCCCUUAUGUCAUCAAAGAUAAAGGAUUAUAAUCUUUGGACA
Molecule: messenger RNA, 3236 nt
Organism: Ostrea edulis (European flat oyster)
Lineage: Eukaryota; Metazoa; Mollusca; Bivalvia; Ostreida; Ostreidae
Product: tax1-binding protein 3 homolog
Exons: 4
Coding region: 125-592 (155 amino acids)
Molecular function (GO): protein binding
Source: RefSeq, a predicted model, not a curated record